AGGCGUAAAAGCACAGGAUUGGAGAAACCCGAGCGCACAUUUACAGGCUCAUCUGAGAGAGAAAGAUUGCUGAAAGCAGGCUGAGGAGAGGAGACCCCGUUAAGACGAUUAUUUGAAAGAACAGAUACAAAAAACUCCAGAAACUAACAUUUAAUCAAACUCGCGAGCAGCGACGUGAAAGAUGGAGCAACAAUUUGCCGACUUUUCAGGAUCUUGGAAAAUUAAAAGUUCAGAAAAUUUCGAGGAGCUUUUGAAAGCACUGGGCGUAAAUGUCUUUUUGAGGAAGAUUGCAGUUGCAGCAGCCUCCAAACCGGCUGUUGAGAUUACACAGCAGGGAGAAAGCCUCUCAAUUCAGACGUCCACUAGUGUGCGGACCACUCAUGUGUCCUUUACGGUGGGCCAGUCCUUCAAUGAGACUACGGUGGAUGGACGCCCAUGCACAAGUUUUCCGAAAUGGGAGACAGACAGUAAAAUAACUUGCGAGCAGACACUGCAGAAGGGGGAGGUACCUGAGACAUCAUGGACACGUGAGCUGACCAAUGAUGGCCAAAUGAUUCUGACCAUGAGAGCUGGGGAUGUCGUCUGCACCCGUGUGUAUGAACGAGACUGAAGGAUCUUUCCACCUCUGUUCUUUCCACAUCUCAACAAUAUACACAGAGCUCAUAACUGAUAGUUUAUCAUUGUAUAAAAUAGUCAUUUUUGAGAGUAGCUUUUGUAGUGUUUGACAUGUGCUGGUCUGUGUAUGACAGAGAAGGGGAGAGUUAAAGAUGUUUUGAGGGUUAAAUAGGUCUGUGUUUUUCUUACCUAUGUGUCCAUCAGAAAAACUGUAUUUAUUGUUAUUGUUUGUGCAUUUUACCCUUCAGUUUUAUGUACGUGCCACAAUGUGGCUUAUCAAUGAAAUAUGUUAAUAAACCUAUAAACUGUAUGUAAA
This is a messenger RNA of Xyrauchen texanus (razorback sucker), 931 nucleotides long. RefSeq names its product cellular retinoic acid-binding protein 2-like. Gene Ontology annotation, molecular function: fatty acid binding. Gene Ontology annotation, biological process: fatty acid transport. NCBI's taxonomy places the organism in Eukaryota, Metazoa, Chordata, Actinopteri, Cypriniformes, Catostomidae. Bases 182 to 610 code for a protein of 142 amino acids. Gene Ontology annotation, cellular component: cytosol; nucleus. The transcript has 4 exons. The record is from RefSeq and is a predicted model, not a curated record.